CGGUGCUAAAAUGGGAGUGGACCAAUCGCCAGAGGGAUGAACGCCGUCGCUGCCGCCGCCACUGCCACCGACUUGACGGAGGGAGGGACGCGGCGAUAGUAUCCUCGAGGGGCCCAUGAGUCUCAUUUCACAGCGCGAUAAUAUACCUUAUUAUAACGCAUUCGCGCUCGCCGCCGCCUUAUACACGCAUACAUAGGGAACGUAAUGUAGCAAUGCGUUUUAUGUGUGGACGUAGAUUCACGGGCGCACGCGCGAAGGGACGAAGAUAGAGAGAUUGAGCAGGGGUGGAGAGUUAGAGAGGGUGAGAGACGGGGUAGACAGUCGGACCAGAUAUAUCGUCGUCAGCCAAACCGGAAAGGACGUUCAAUAUUAAAAACCGAUUUAUACUCUCCUCCGCCCCCACCUAGGGUCCACGUUUACUAUAAGCCCGUCGUCUCCGGCCAUCCGCCCCUUCGCGCGCCGCGCCUACCGCCGGCCUAUCUGCCGCUCUACCACCGCCUCCGAUUCCACGGCCGAUCGUUUUUCCGACACGCGUCACGACGGAUCUUUUUGUCGUCCACGCGAACCUACACGCGCACACACGCGAGCACACGCGACAGUCCGCACAUACACGCGACACGCUCGACGCCACCGCCGCAGAAGCUGCAGUCUGGUAAACGCCGUUGCCGGUCGCCAAUAUUAUUGUUGUUGAUUGGUUGCCGCGAAACUUAUCCGCCGCUACCACCGUCUAGUGUUACUGUUCCGACGCCGAUUAUAAGGCCGUAUUAAGACUGUAAUGGUUUUUAAACAAAAUAUACAAUCAUUGACCGAGAGAUGCAUAACUCAACGUAUGCUUGUUUGUCAAGAUCAAACAGUACAAAUCAACCGUCAUCCGAUCAGGAAGGUAUAGAUCGUCAAAACAAUUUAAUGUUUACCAAACUUCCAUUGCCAAAAUUAGAAAAUGAUUUACAAAACUAUAAUUUGAGGUUGGACAACAGGACAAACUCUGAACAGAACAAAGAUGGUACGGCAGAUCAAACGAUAAGAAGGUAUAGAACAGCAUUCACAAGAGAACAGUUGCUUCGAUUAGAAAAAGAAUUUUACAAAGAAAAUUACGUGUCCAGGCCGAGAAGAUGCGAGCUUGCCACCGAAUUAAAUCUUCCUGAAUCGACGAUAAAGGUGUGGUUUCAAAACCGGCGGAUGAAGGACAAACGACAGAGGAUUGCCAUGGCGUGGCCAUAUGCCGUGUACACGGACCCGACGUUUGCGGCCACGGUGCUGCAGGCGGCCGCGGCCAGCGCCCACGCCAACGGCACGCUGCCCGACAUAGCGGCCAUUGCCAAUGCCUACCAGUACUCGGCGGCAGCGGCGGCCGCGGCCGCUGGGCCGUCGUACUUCCACGGCCAUGGAGGUGGCGGUGGAGGUGAGUACGGUAAGUUCCAGCCUCAGCACUACGUCGGUCCGGUUCCACCUCCGCCACCGGCACCGCCGACCCAGUCGCUUCAGCAGAUGAUGAAGAAACCGUUCGGACCAUUCGUAGGCCAUCAUCACCAUCAUCACCAUCACCAUCAAUUCGCGGCCGAUGCCACUGUCAUGGCCGCAGCCACCGAUGCCUCCACGCCUGAAUCCAGCAACGGUCACCAUCACGCGGCGACCAGUUAUGACGACCACAAAGCUGCGGCGGCCGAUCACAAAACGCCUUCGGCCACGGUAGACAACAACAAAACGACGACUUCGGCGGCCGCGACGUCAUCGUCGUCCUCAUCGUCGGCCGCGGACGCCACCGAUUUUUCCGUUGCGACCGCCGGUACGAGCUGCAAGUGCGGAAUAGUUGAUUGCGUACUGACCACUUCCGGAAAACCGGUCAACAAUAACGGCGCGACGGAAGAGUCUACGACACCGGUCACCGCUGACCGUGGCUUGCCAUCACAGCCGUUUUUCAUGACUUCCGGUGCAACUGAAACCGGUAGGGACGACAUACAGUCGGCAGAAUGUUCAUUGGCCGUCCACAAGCACGUCUACCACAAGGAGUACGCCAAAAACAAACUGUUCCAGCCCUACAAAUCAGACGUGACGACCGCGAAACUCAAUCUGUAAACUAUAAUAACACUACAACUUUAUUAUACUUUGUGUGUGUUAUAUUAAUAUAACACAUACAAAGUAUAAUAAUAUUAUUAAUAUUAGGUACUUAGUAAGUACUGUUACUUAAUUAUAAAUAGUACGAUUUACCCGUUGUAACACUAUAAUAAUAUUAUUAUAAACGACAUUAAACGGUAGUUUAAGAGGACACUACACGGCCGAUUGUUCUCUUUGUCUUACAAAUGUAUGUUCAGGAAAACGCGUUUAGCUCCGCUAGUCUAAAAAUUAGAGGGAAUCGACCUAUUAUGGAACUUGAUGGUAAAUACAUUAUCUGUGUUUGCAUGUCGGUUUUUUACGAUAGUUCAGUUUUUUAGUAAGUUAUUCGUAUAUA
This is a messenger RNA of Acyrthosiphon pisum (pea aphid), 2449 nucleotides long. Its product is annotated as segmentation protein even-skipped-like. Lineage: Eukaryota; Metazoa; Arthropoda; Insecta; Hemiptera; Aphididae. Bases 814 to 2076 code for a protein of 420 amino acids. The transcript has 4 exons. The record is from RefSeq and is a predicted model, not a curated record. Gene Ontology annotation, cellular component: nucleus. Gene Ontology annotation, molecular function: RNA polymerase II cis-regulatory region sequence-specific DNA binding; DNA-binding transcription factor activity, RNA polymerase II-specific. Gene Ontology annotation, biological process: regulation of transcription by RNA polymerase II.